AUGGCUGAAGGUAAUGACAACAAUAAGAAUCAAUGUGAACGACUAGUUGGACUACUACAUGUAUAUUCCAACCCCUUGAUGCUAAACCCUAUUUUUCCAGUAAAUGAAAGAGAACAAGUGGACUAUGAUACGCAUAAGAAGUUCACUGAACUGUAUAGAGAUCUGGAGAAUAAGUUAUAUAGCUUUAAAAGGCUACAGUGGCAAAGGUUUCAUCUAGAAGUAUCAUUGAAAUAUAAAAUAGUGCUGAGAGGUCUCAGAGUAUUAAAUAUGCCUACUUAUGGUGAGACCUACCCUGAAUUACUUCAAAAAUGGCAGAAUUUAAAUUUACAGCUUAGCUAUGAUUAUAUGCAUUUGCUUAUAGAAUUUUUUAAACCACAAGAAAAAGAGCUAGCCGAUGAGAUAAACAGGCUACAAGAACAACUGAUUAAUAAUUUUCCUAUAGAGGUACUAGGCAGUAAAUUAGAUGAACUUGCUGACAAUAUACAGGGCUAUGAUAAGAGGUUGCAGAAUACUAAAACUAAAAAAUUGCAAAAGGACCUCAAUGACUUUCAAUGUGAAGCCAAGCACUUACUUGCAUAUACUGGGACUACAAGAACAAGAGACUCUUUCUGCACAGUUAAUUUGGACCAGGAGGAAGUGUACCGUACGAAAGUCGUUGAGAAAUCGUUAAGCCCAUUUUAUGGUGAAGAUUAUUACUUUGAGAUUCCGCGGCAUUUCCAGUGUCUGGCCUUUUAUAUUUAUGACAAAGGGGUUUUCCAGAGUAUACCUAUAGGAAAGGUUGCCAUCAUGAAAGAGGAUUUAUAUAAAUAUAAUGGGAAGGAAACAUGGUUUUCACUACAGCCUGUUGACUCAAACUCAGAAGUUCAGGGUAAAGUUCAUCUAGAUUUAAAACUGCAUGAAGUUAUAACAGAUAAUGGAUCAGUCCAGCAACUGGUGGUACGAAUAAUAGAAUGUCAGGGAUUACCUCUCAUAAAUGGACAAAGCUGUGACCCUUAUGCAACUGUGUCACUUGUGGGCCCUUCUAGGUCUGACCAAAAAAAGACGAAGGUGAAGAAGAAGACGAGCAAUCCACACUUUGAUGAGACCUUUUAUUUUGAGGUAACUCGGUCUAGCAGUUAUACCAGGAAGUCACAGUUUCAGGUGGAGGAGGAAGACAUUGAAAAAUUAGAAAUCAGGGUGGACCUGUGGAACAACAUAAAUCUGGUACAAGAUAAUUUUCUGGGAGAAAUUAAAGUUCCUGUGAAGAUUCUAAAAAAUGAUUCUGCAUUCCAAGCAUGGUAUUAUUUACAACCAAAAGACAAUGUGCACAAGUCUUCCAGACCUGAGGACUUGGGAUCUUUGCGGUUAAAUAUAUGCUACUCAGAAGACUAUGUCCUUUCAUCUCAGCACUACACACCGUUACGAGAUUUGCUGCUUAAAUCACCAGAAGUUAAGCCUAUUUCUGCCUCAGCAGGACAUAUCCUGGGUGAAGCAUGUCGAGAAAAUAAUGAUGCCAUGUUACCAUUUGUCCGUCUGUUGCUGCACCACAAUAAACUCGUUCCAUUUGUAACGGCAGUAGCAGAGCUUGAGUUAAGAGAUACACAAGAAGCAAACACGAUUUUUAGAGGGAAUUCAAUGGCUACCCGUUGCAUUGAUGAAAUGAUGAAAAUUGUUGGAAAGCACUACUUGAAAGUUACUUUGAAGUCCAUUAUAGAUGAGAUCUGUGAAAACAGCAAACCCUGUGAGAUUGAUCCAAUCCGACUGAAAGAAGGAGACAACUUGGAGACUAAUAAGGAGAAUCUGAGACAGUAUGUGGAUAAAAUUUUCCACACGAUUGUGGAUUCAAGUAUGAGUUGUCCCACCUUGAUGUGUGAUGUUUUCUACUCUCUGAGACAAAUGAGUUCCAAAAGAUUUCCAAAUGACCUCCAUGUUCAAUAUUCUGCAGUGAGCAGCUUUGUUUUCCUUCGCUUUUUUGCAGUAGCUGUUGUAUCGCCACACAGUUUUCAUUUGCGACCUCAUCAUCCAGAUGCACAGACUUCUAGAACACUGACUCUUAUAUCAAAAACUAUCCAAACUUUGGGAAGCUGGGGAAGUUUAUCCAAAAACAAACUUUCAAGUUUUAAAGAAUCGUUUAUGUGCGACUUCUUCAAAUUAUUUCAAGAAGACCAGUGCACAGAAUUAGUUAAAAAGUCAGACAGAACAUAA
Messenger RNA from Protopterus annectens (West African lungfish), 2184 nucleotides. Its product is annotated as ras GTPase-activating protein 2-like. Lineage: Eukaryota; Metazoa; Chordata; Ceratodontiformes; Protopteridae. Bases 1 to 2184 code for a protein of 727 amino acids. The record is from RefSeq and is a predicted model, not a curated record. Gene Ontology annotation, biological process: regulation of GTPase activity. The transcript has 18 exons.